Messenger RNA from Exophiala oligosperma, 582 nucleotides. RefSeq lists its product as uncharacterized. Bases 1 to 582 code for a protein of 193 amino acids. Lineage: Eukaryota; Fungi; Ascomycota; Eurotiomycetes; Chaetothyriales; Herpotrichiellaceae. The transcript has a single exon. The record is from RefSeq and is a predicted model, not a curated record.
AUGAAGGGCAGUCCAAACGCGACGACCAAACUUCACCCGAGGCGCUCGUGGAAUCGAUGGAGGGAUACGAUCGGUCACUUGUACCUCGACGAGAACUGGACGAUGCCGGAGAUCGCGACGCAUUUGACGUCGUACGGCAUGGUGUGCAACCACCGACAGAUCAAGAACCGACUCAAGGACUGGCGGUGGGAACUCAAAAAGACACCGACCCGACACUACCUGGCGAUGAUGGCGGUGGCCGAGGAGAUGCGGAAAAAAGAGGGCGACGGCGACGACGACGACAUUGUGUUUCGGGUGCCGAAGCGUCGAGGCACGGAACUUUACGACCUCAAGAGGGUCAGCAAGGCAUGCCUGAGGGCGAAGAAGAGGUCGGACCAGGUUCAGAAGGACUUUGUCCUCCCGUCGGUCGAAGAUGCCCGUCUGGUGCUCGAGGACGCCGGCAUCACGGCGGAUUUCGUCCGGGUGUCGGACACCUCUCCGGAGGUCUCCAGAGACCCGGAAGGGACAUCGAUGGUCGAGGAUUCUCCCCCGACGCCGGUCCGGAGAUCUGUCCUGCGGAUCGACGAGUUGUGUACGAGUUGA